CAUCAGUUCGUAUGGUGCAAAGUGCAUUUAUGUACAGUACUUUAGUGCAGUGCAAUGUGACAAAUGGAACCUCGUGGAUGCAAUCAACCUUGGAAUGUAAAAAUUGAUGAUGAUGAUGAUGAGCUGGGCCGGCCAUUUGUCUUGGCUCAUUUCUGCUGCCAAGCCUCCCAUUCCGUCAGGGACUUUCUCUCAUGUCUAUCGCUCAUCACCUGCAUCCUUCACACAUUGUGGCCGGCGACAUGGGAUGCAGCACGGAUGUCAUCACACACACAACACAACACACUGUGUGUUUUACCCGUCCGCCGCCGCCCAUCCGUUGGGGCUUCCACUCUCUUUCUGCACGCUGGGCGCAUCCUCCUCUCUCAGUGACAAUCACCCGUCCGCUUGUCCUCCGUUGUUUGCUCCAGCCAGCAUAGGCGGGACUGGAACGUGUUGUUUUUUUUGGAAGCAGAACAGCCAGUCCAUAGCACAUUCAUUCAUCUGGGCAGUACAGCACAUUCCUCCUCCGCGCAACUUUCUCCGUAAUCUUCUUGGGCUUGAUUCAUAAAUUAUCAUCACGGCUGGCUGUAUACCUAUCUUUCCUGUCACCACCACUCUUGUCAUCACCUCUCAUCAGUAAAAAGACGUCCACAUCGACCGUUGU
Dissoconium aciculare CBS 342.82 is the source of this 643-nucleotide messenger RNA. RefSeq lists its product as uncharacterized. The transcript has a single exon. The coding region runs from base 107 to 547 and encodes 146 amino acids. Lineage: Eukaryota; Fungi; Ascomycota; Dothideomycetes; Mycosphaerellales; Dissoconiaceae. The record is from RefSeq and is a predicted model, not a curated record.